UCGGUGUUUUGUAUCGGAGUCGGCUACGGGCCAUGUGUUGCUGAGAGGAAGUUUGUUUUUGUGUAUGCUUGCGUUAUUGUUGUGGACAGGAACAAUAGUUUAUCUGAUUUACCCCAUCUUUUUCCCUCACAAUGGAUCCAGACCAGUCUGACGAUGGCUUUGAUUUUGAGGAAGAAACCGAACCGUGUACAAGACUUACAGACGGCAUAAAUAUCCAAGAACUGAUAAGUAACUCCUCUGCAACAUUUGAGGUAAACACGAGUAGUGAAGCUGCACUUGAAGAGAGUUAUGGAAGUUACUUCAGUGAAAAAGAUGUACUGGACUACGUCAAUUUAGACUGUGUUGAUGCCGGUUCAGAUGAUGAAACAAUAGGGCAAGGAGCUCCGGAGAAUACGCCAUUUGAAAGAAUUGCUACCAAAAUGAAGAACAUUACAGAAGAUGGAAAAGUUAAGAAAAGAGUUAUUAAGCCAGGUAAUGGGCCAAUGGUAGAAAAAGACUCUGUUGUAAUGAUAAAUUACAAUGCUUAUGUAGAAUACAGUGAAGAGCCCUAUGACUCUUCAUAUUUGCGAGGGCGCCCAGUAAGACAAAAAAUGAAUGAAGGAAACUUCAUAGCAGGUUUAGAGGUUGGAAUAAGCACUAUGAAGAAGGGUGAAGUGGCACAGUUCUUAAUUCAUCCAGAUUAUGGAUAUGGCAAGCUAGGAUGUCCUCCACGAAUACCACCAGAGGCUGAGCUUCUAAUACAAGUUGAGUUACUGCGUAUCACAGAUCCAAGUUCACUUGAAACAGUUGUUCAGAGUGAAGGAAGUGAAAAGCCUACAUUUGAUCAAAUAAUAAGGAAAGCUGAAAGCUUGCACAUUAUGGGAAACGAUUUGUACAAAAAAAAACGCUGUGAGUGCAGCAAUAUCAAAGUAAGUUUAUAUCGAAAGGCAUCGUCAAUUCUUAACAGCAUGAAUUUGGCUAAUGAAGAAGAACAAAAGAAACAGCAGAAGCUACUCUGCAAGUUGCAUAUAAAUUCAGCAAUAUGUUACAACAGGAUCAAUAACUAUAGAAUGGCAUGUGUUACUUGCCGACUGGCUCUUGAUAUUCAGCCAAGGAAUGCCAAAGCACUUUUCAACUAUGGGCGAGCAUUGAUAGGCUUAGGAGAUUACAACCAAGCAAAAUCUUUCUUGACGAGAGCACAGAGGGAAGAAAGAAAUAACAGAGAAAUCAAUGAAGAACUGGAAAAGCUGGACAAGAAGAUGAGGGCUUACAAGAAUGAUAUGUCUGCCAUAUCCAAGAGAAUGUUCAGCAUGGAGCUGUCACAAAAAGAUAAUAAACCUGAGGGCAAAGAAAACUACAGUAUUUCUGCAUUUGCAAAUGAUGUGAAAAAAUGGCUUGAUUCAUUUGUUAAACAACCAAAUGUUCAAACUCUGCCAUUGCCAAGUGGCAUGACACAUGAAGAGGUGGCAGCAUUCAAAACUGAAGCAGAAAAGCGUGGGCUUCAGUGGCAAGUGUCAUUCACCAAAGGGCAACGGCAAAUUUAUGUUGUGAAACCUCCUCCUCAGUGAUUCCCAUAUCUGGCAAUUGGCCUUGCUUGGAAAUGAAAUUAAAGACCAUUACUAUUAGCUUACAAACACUGAAAUAGAUGGGCUGUGAAGUACAAGAGUUCUCUUUAGUUUUGUUCAGUGGGUUCAGUGUUGCAGUAUGCACUCUGAAAAAGAAUUGUAAUGUUCAUGGAGAAUGUAACUUAUUUUGUAUCUCCUUUAUUUAAUUUAUAAUUUGUAUGCAAGCAGCAAUUCUGAAUACCUAUGGUUUUUUUUAUCUACUUCAUCUGUGUACAACAGAGGUUUUGGUGUCAUACUCAGAGGUUCAAAAUAACUGUUCAAAGUUUCCAUCUCCCUGUGUUACUGUUGAUUUAUUUUUUAAUCAAUAUUGGAAUAGAUUUUCAUGUUAAAUUGUUUUUGUAGCUGCUAUUCAGAGAAUCAUUUCUACUAAAAAUGUAGUCUGUACAGUUUUUCAUGCUAGCUCGGCACUCUAGUCAUCCAUCAGCAAACGUGUGGAGAUUAUGGCAUAUUCUACCUGUGUCAGCAGAUACCAUCCUUUGUGGUCAACCAUCAUUUCAGCAGAUGAGUAGACCCUGUGCCAUUGUUCAUUCUUUUUAUUUUUAGUCAAGGUAUUUUGUGAAAACAUGAUUGCUAUGUAGAAAUAUAUGAGAUUAUUUUCUGCUGUUAUUUUAAAAAGCAGUUUAAGCUUCAGUUAUAUGAAAUAUUAAAAAAUUCAUUGUUUCUAAUGUCAUUGCAGUACUUGGUAACACUGCAUGGGGAAGCUGGAGAUUUACUUUUUUUUUUUUUUUUAAUUGGUCAAGAAACAUAUUAGUUAUGUUCAUAAAGAGUCUAGUCUUUCUCAUCAUUUGUGGGUUUUUAUAUGUUUAAAUAUUGAUCUGCACACAUUUGUUUUCCUCUGGUCAUUAUUACACUAUUUAUAGUAAUGGCCUUCAUUGUGAUGCUCAUUCCAACUUAAUGGCGUAUACUUCCUAACGGGAGAUCCAACUAGUACCACCAAAACACUUUCAUUGGUGACUCAGGUGUCCUAUGCAAGAGCCCACUAGGCAUCCAUAGAUACUGCAAGGGUGUAUCACCCUGAAAGAGGGGUUUGUCAUUGGUGCUUGUCUACAUGAUUGUUUCAAAACUAAGUCGUUGAGCAGCCAAGUAUUGUCAUGGAACUUGUUGCUGUCUUUGACAAGUUUCCAGAAUGUGCUGCAGUCUUCAUUGAGCCCCUUUCAUUUGUUGCAGUCUAUAUUAAAAGUUUUCAUAUUGUGCUUGAUGCACUCUUUCAGGCACAGUGCAGAUCUUCUAGGUGGCCUCUUGGUAAGUGAUAUCUUAGCAGUGAGUGUAAGGGAAGACGUGAGUGGUCCACAUGAUGCAAGUGUCCUAGUCACAACAUGCAUUGUUCCUUGAGGUGGCGAUGAUAUCUAGUAUCUUCAAAGUAUUAAAGAUUGUCUCAUUUGUCACAUGAUCCCUCCAUGUUAUGCAUAGAAUAUUUUGUAAGGAGAGCAAAUGUAAGAUGUUGAGCUUACAUUCUUGGAUGGAAUGUAACAGUAUUAUGAGAAGGAAAGUUACUACUAACCAUAUUGUGGAGAUGCUAAGUCGCAGAUAGGCACAACAAAAAAACUCUCACAAUUAAAGCUUUCGGCCAUUGAGGUCUUCGUCAUCACUACACACACACACACACACACACACACACACACACAAAACUGAAGCCACACUUCUUGUUAAGCAUAUAAUAUACAAGCCAUACACAGGGAUGCUCAGCACACAUACUGGAUAGACUAGUAUGUUUGUGGGCACCAUAUGGAGCUUGUUGCCCUAUAUUCUUAUGUGGAGUCCCUUGAAUGUAUUUGCUGCUUUGCCAGUUCUUGCAUUUAUUUCGUCCUCCAGAGAGAGACCUCCAACACCAGUGAGCCAACGUAGCAGACUUUGUCACCUACAUUCAACAGGGAGUCGCCCAAUUUUGUGGUAGGCAUAGCCAUGUAUCCUUGCAUCACUCUCAAGACUUCUUUACAUUCAUGUACACUCACUUGUACACAAUAGCAGAUUUGUCCAUAAACCUUUGAAAGUCAUCUUGAGUUAGUGCUACAAAUGCUGUAUCGUCUGUGAAUAAAAGGUUACAUACAGGUAAGUCCUCGCAAUAGUGGUUAGGUCGAAAUAGCAACAUCUUUUAAAGUUUCCCAUCAGCACUGGUUUGUAGAUGGAUAUCCAGGUUUGUUUCACCAAAAGCAAGCUCAAGAAGUAGUGAGAAGAAUAUACAAACAUGGCAGGGGCCAGUAUGCAACCUUGACCAACUUCUCUUUGCACAGCAAACAGAUCAGAUGUGCUUCCAUCAAAUAUUACAGUGCCCUAUAUACCAUUGUGAAAGCCCUGUCAUCUUCAGAAGAUUUGGAGGACACAAUACCUUCACUAGUAAAAUGACCUUGUCAAUUGUUUUAUGUAGAUCGAUGAAAACAAUGAACAGUGGGAUCUUCUGCUCACAACACGUUUCUUGAAUUUGUUGCAAUGUGAAGAUAUUAUCACAUCACUGAGCUUGAAACCCACAUUUUGAUACCUAAGUGUAGCCCACCAAUGUUCCCUGCAGUGACACACACCUGUAUAUUUGUGCAAAGUUCCUCCCAUUACCAUGUUAAUGCAGUUUCUAAGUGUCAGGCAACUUUCACCUGGCACUCAAACCCUUGCAGUGUUACUCACAAGAUUUAAACAAAACAAAGGCACUUGCUCAGUGAACUUUCAUUUAAAAUAGCCCAAAACUUAACCUGAAAUGAAAAACUGCCAAAAACUGUUUAUAUUUUUAUAAAAAUUAAGUUUGUAAGAAACAAUGUGUUUAUAUUUGACAAAUGUGUAACAUACCAUGUUUUGGUAUAUUUUUCUAAAUACAUCAGCAUAAUAAUUUGUUUAUCUUUGUUACUAUAACUUGCCUAUCACUCAUCUCAAAUAUGAUCCUAAUUUUAAACCCAGCCCUCAGUGUCACAAUUCUAUUCUCACAUUUCUUCACUGGAGUGUACAAAAGUCAUGUUGGAGAAUGGCGUGUUCACUGUCAGAUUACUUUUAUUAAGCAGUGCCUUUUUACUAGCACUGCACAAUUUUUAAUGUGAAAUGUUUCUUGUUAAUUGUGAAGAGUUAUCCAACAAGAAAAUUUUUGUUGUGCUUUAUGCGUAACGGUGAUGGCAUGCAAGAUUAUGUUCUGCUGGUUGCAUUCAUUACUGGAAUCCAUUCCAAUACCAUAAGGCUUGGAGGAAAUUUCAUUUUGUUGUAUAAUUUAGCAUUAGUAUGUCACAUAUUUUAGUCUUGUAAACUUUUGUCUCAAAGGCGUACAGUUUCAGUGUUACGGGUGGUUUCAUACUGGAAAGGCACAAAUUGUUGGAACAAAAUGAAACAUCUGCUCAUUCAAUACCUCAUUAUUCAGGCAUAUCAGAUUUCUUUCACGGAUGUUGCAUGUAGGAGCCCAUGCA
Schistocerca cancellata (South American locust) is the source of this 4981-nucleotide messenger RNA. RefSeq names its product inactive peptidyl-prolyl cis-trans isomerase FKBP6 (gene shu). The record is from RefSeq and is a predicted model, not a curated record. The transcript has 8 exons. Gene Ontology annotation, molecular function: protein binding; peptidyl-prolyl cis-trans isomerase activity. Lineage: Eukaryota; Metazoa; Arthropoda; Insecta; Orthoptera; Acrididae. Bases 132 to 1547 code for a protein of 471 amino acids.